Messenger RNA from Penicillium longicatenatum, 1467 nucleotides. RefSeq names its product FAD-binding oxidoreductase. Gene Ontology annotation, molecular function: oxidoreductase activity; FAD binding. Bases 1 to 1467 code for a protein of 488 amino acids. The transcript has a single exon. NCBI's taxonomy places the organism in Eukaryota, Fungi, Ascomycota, Eurotiomycetes, Eurotiales, Aspergillaceae. The record is from RefSeq and is a predicted model, not a curated record.
AUGUUAUCCUUUAUAAUAAUACCCUUGCUAGCUGGCCUCGCCGUACCAGUGACAGCAACCGCAGCAGGAACGACAGCAUGCACGAAUAUAACAUCCCAACUGGGCUCAGCCAAAGUCAACACUAACCAAUUGAGCCAAAAUUACACCAACAGCCUCGAAUACUGGAACACAAUCCAAGACGACUAUAAACCAUCCUGCAUCAUUUUCCCCGGCUCCGCCCAAGAUGUCUCUAUAUCGCUACAAGCAAUUCGCGCCGCAGGAAGCCGCUUCGCAAUCAAAGCCGGUGGCCACAAUCCCAACACAUUCUUCUCCUCCGUCCAGGCAGGUGUCCUGCUUGAUCUAAGUAGCAUGACCGCCAAAUCUUACGACACGGAGACCACUCUCGCAACGUACGAGCCAGGCGGCGUCUUCGGCGAUGUGUACGAGUACUUCGCCCAGUGGAACCGUACAGUCGUCGGCGCCCGUCUUUCAGGUGUGGGAACAGGUCUUGCUCUGGGCGGUGGAAUGAGCUACCUAUCCCCGCAAUACGGACUCGCCUGUGAUUCAUUCCGUGAACUGGAAAUCGUGCUGCCCGACGGACAGAUCGUGACGGCAUCUUCCGAGAAGAAUCCUGAUCUCUUCUUCGCCUCGCGCGGCGGAGGCGGUAAUGCCUACGGCGUUGUGACAAAGUACACAGUUCAGAGCCGGCCGAUUGGCGAGUUCUGGGCUGGUAAUUUGAUCUACGUUGCCGACCAGCGGGACGUCGUGAUUGAGGCGAUUGGCAACUUUGUUAAAUACAAUACCGAUCCCAAGGCUGCGAUCAUCGGUACUUAUGAGAAAUUGCCACUCCCGGAUUUGAAUCUUAAUCUGGAUGAGGCAAUUAUCAUGUUCCUUGUCUACGACGGGCCGAACCCGGGUGAUGCGUUUAAGAACUUCACUGAUAUCAAAGCUUUAAUUGAUACGACGGGUAUCAAGAGCUACAACGAUGUCGUCAAUAUGCCUGUUCCGAUGGCGACGGAAAUUUCUCGUGGCGCGAAUAUGUUCCGUGUCGGCGUUCAUCGUCCAGAGAACAAUUCGUACGGUACCGCGCUCGAUAAGUGGCGGACUUGGGCUGAAGACAAUAAGGGGAGCUACGAGCUUCUUUCGUUGGAUUUCCAGCCCAUUCCGAAGAGUCUUACGGAUGCUAGUAAGGCUCAAGGUGGAAAUGCGAUGCAAAUGCCUGAUGGACCGUAUUUUUGGUUGAACUAUCUCAUUACCACGCCAUUUGGAAUGAGUAAAGCCAAGUAUGAUGCCGUGCAGGCUAGUUAUCGGGACAUGAUCAAGGAUACGGGUAAUGCGGAGGGACUACCUUUGUUUAUCAACGAUGCGAAUUAUGAUCAGAAACCACUGCAGACCUUUUCGACUUUUGAGAAAUUGCAGGCGAUUAAGAAGAAGUAUGAUCCGGAUAACUUCUUUGCGGAUUAUACUGGAGGUUGGUCAUUUGCUUGA